Molecule: messenger RNA, 1370 nt
Organism: Schistocerca nitens (vagrant locust)
Lineage: Eukaryota; Metazoa; Arthropoda; Insecta; Orthoptera; Acrididae
Exons: 3
Coding region: 81-440 (119 amino acids)
Source: RefSeq, a predicted model, not a curated record
UCGGUGCCCGGCCACGGAGUGGGGCUUUCUCCAGUCUCCUCGAGGCCGGCGUCUGUUGUGUCGGAGCUGACGGCUGCGCCAUGAGCUGGGCGGCCGCCUUUCUGCUUUGCCUCGUCACUGGCCAGGCGCUGUCGGAGCCGGCGGGUCCGCUGUACGGCCUGAUACAGCGGCUGGUCCGCAACAACCUGGCAGGGGCGCCCGAGAACUUCCGCACGCAGCAGUGGGACUUCGACCCCGAGGUCUCCGACCGGCGCAGGACCGAGUUCGAGGCCCGCCACGGCAGGAUGGGCGAGCGGCUCGUGCAGCGGUUCGGCCUCGGCGAAGACGGCUUCCCAGAGCUCCGCCUGCAGCAGCAGCUGGCGAGGGACGCAGCGCUGGUCGCCCCCGCCGCCUCCACCGCCCCCGCGGCGCCACUUCAUGACAACUCGGUGUACGACUGACGUCAGAGGGCCGUGCAGCAGCUGUCCCCGGUGCCACUGCCUCAAUAUACUCCGCUGUCAGCAGCUUCCACCUCACCAGGCGGUCGUGGCACCAUGUAAAGCGGUGGUGCAAGUGAAACUGUGACGUUCCGUAACUCCUCAUCUUCUGCACGGGCUAAUUUUACAAAGGAAACCAUAUUUCCAACCAUAUGGCCAUGACGUGCUUCCCACUAUUUAAAAAAGUGUUAUAAAGUUCCGCAUUUCUCACUUCAUACCACAGCAUCGAAACUCGCCAUCACAUUGUCUUCUUACAACAUUUUAUAUCCUGAAACCUCUACCACGCAAUCCGCUGUCCCACCUUUCAAACCCGAACAUUGCGUCCACACCUUAAAAUCUGAACACACUCAUUCUUUGCACAUCCUUUUCUGUAGCAUCUUCACCGCCCUCCCACCUACCAACAGUAUCACCAGCCCAGAAUGAAUCUCUUAAAAUUUCUCACACUCCAUUAGGCCGUCAGGUACAGCAGCCGUAUGUAGAAUAUUUGAAUUAAAAACAGUCUUGCCCGCGAAAGGCAAAGGUCCCGAGUUCGAGUCCCGGUCGGGCACACAGUUUUAAUCUGCCAGGAAGUUUCAUAUCAGCGCACACUCCGCUGCAGAGUGAAAAUCUCAUUCUAAAAACAGUCUUGUUUGCAACUUAAUCUUUUAUCAACAACGUGUUUCGCCUUUGUGGGACAUCUUCAGAUUAUCAAUAAAAAUAACAAAAUAAGCAAAAAUUACGGUACUGUCCUAGCUUGCACGAUUCUAUAUGUGAAUAAGAAGUUGUCACUGACCUUAAAAUUUUCCUAUUGCAACAUUUUAACCUGUACGAGACUGAAGCACGUGUGGAACAAGAUGAACCCACAGAGACCAAGUCGAAAACAAUUAAAAUACUCAAAAUAUCCACGGGUGUGCU